Messenger RNA from Trichophyton rubrum CBS 118892, 339 nucleotides. RefSeq lists its product as uncharacterized. The record is from RefSeq and is a predicted model, not a curated record. The transcript is spliced from 2 exons. The coding region runs from base 1 to 339 and encodes 112 amino acids. NCBI's taxonomy places the organism in Eukaryota, Fungi, Ascomycota, Eurotiomycetes, Onygenales, Arthrodermataceae.
AUGCAAGCAAGCAACGAUCGAAGUCCUUGCUUUAUAUUAUUUAGCUAUAACUACUUCCGUACAACUUCGUCCCCAGAUUCCCCUCAACACACAGAUCAGGACAAGCCCAACACUUUAUAUCUCGAAUUGUAUGAAGUUGGAGAUAUGGAGGAAGGAACGACAGAGGAAAGAGAAAGGUUCUUAGCGGAGGUUUACAAAGAUACCAAUAAAAACAGAUAUUUAGGGCUAGAGGACGCUGAAAUGAAGUCUAUAGGGAAUAUAGGAGUCCAUAUGUUAUCCUCAAAGAUGUCCCUUAGUCUAAAGUUGACAAGAUCAACAGCAAACAUCUGGAGAAAUUGA